Messenger RNA from Microsporum canis CBS 113480, 309 nucleotides. RefSeq lists its product as uncharacterized. The record is from RefSeq and is a predicted model, not a curated record. The transcript has a single exon. Bases 1 to 309 code for a protein of 102 amino acids. NCBI's taxonomy places the organism in Eukaryota, Fungi, Ascomycota, Eurotiomycetes, Onygenales, Arthrodermataceae.
AUGUCGUUUUUCCCGGCUUUCCGUCUUGGUCCCUUCGCUGCCGAAUGGAUACGCCUUGCUUUGCUCUACUUUGACAUGGGCGCACCCCGGGAAGCCCGCGCAAGGGUUCUUUGGAUUGAAUUUAUAUGGGCCUUCAACUCCACCGGAGAAACCACCACGAAUCCUCCAAGCAUGGCGUCUGCAAGCAGUGUUUCCAUGCGGGAUGAGCUAUCCGUCGGCACUCUCGACCAUCCUAGAAUGCUCUUCGCCCCGAUGUUGGUUCUCGGCAAAUCCAGUUUAAAAGGGCGUGCCGUAUAUAAAGUCUCAUAA